AUGAAUACUGCCAGACUCGACAAAUCAAUCCAUGAUCUCCGCCAGGCUAGUCCAGGCAAUAUAAUCAACCAUUGAUCAGUGGAGCUUAGGUUAGCAGGAAGGAAGAGGCGAUAGAGAAACAGCUGCUGAUCACAAGUCGGGAAAGAGAAAGGGUGAAACGCUGAGCACGAUUGCAAAUUAAGCAGUUAAGGAAUGAAGACAUAUGCUUGCUUGAAGUUUUAAUAUUAAACCUAGCAUUUUCGAUACCGUCCUCUGGAACAGAAAACUCACAGCACACAGAUCCUGAUGCAGAAAGUGAAACUCCUAUGAUCAUCUGCAGUUUUCAGUAAAGAUUCAGAACCACACUGUGCCUUGCAGCAGUUCCAUUAAGGCCGUUUACAUCUGAAGAUUUACACUUUGAAAGACAUGCAAGUUUCUGAACCUCGCUAACCGUCAGGAAGCAGGAGAGGAAAAGGGAGGGACAUGGAGCCUGCUGCAGAGUCACAAGGGGAACCUGAAAGAACUCUGCAACAUGGAGAGAUCAAAGACCACCUUGGAACAUCAACUGCCUUAAUGACCAGUGAUGAAGCUCAGCCUGUGACUCCUGGAAAGAUGAGCCAUCGCCAGGGGAAAGAAGGGCAUCCUAUCCAGACUAAAGAGCUACUACAGCCCAGCGCACUGAGCCCGGGGGUCAGCUGCAGCAUUGGUUUCGAUAGGGGAAAGGAUGAUGUUUUACAGCCCAAAGAGGACUCUACCCUUUCCAUGUCUAAAAGCAAGUCUGAAUCAAAGCUCUACAAUGGUUCUGACAAGGAGGUUUCAUCCACAGAGAGCAAACUUACGAAGAAGGAGUCUCUUAAAGUACAGAAGAAGAAUUACAGAGAAGAAAAGAAGAGGGCGACUAAGGAGUUACUCAGCACCAUCACAGACCCCUCGGUGAUUGUCAUGGCAGACUGGCUGAAGAUCCGGGGCACACUGAAGAGCUGGACGAAGCUGUGGUGUGUGCUGAAGCCGGGCGUGCUGCUGAUCUACAAGACUUUGAAGAACGGCCAGUGGGUCGGCACGGUGCUGCUCAACGCCUGCGAGCUCAUAGAGCGCCCAUCCAAGAAGGACGGCUUCUGCUUCAAGCUGUUCCACCCCCUGGAGCAGUCCAUCUGGGCGGUCAAGGGUCCGAAAGGGGAAGCUGUAGGAUCCAUCACUCAGCCUUUACCCAGCAGUUACCUGAUCUUCCGGGCUGCUUCCGAGUCAGAUGGCAGGUGCUGGCUGGAUGCUCUGGAGCUGGCACUGAAAUGCUCAAGCCUCCUGAAGCGCACCAUGAUCAGGGAAGGCAAGGAGCUGGAAGUGGGAUCCUCGGGAGAGCACUCCCAGGUCAACUUGUACAGCCUGCUGCGAGCCAGCAACCUGCAAGGACCUGACAGCUUCAACUUCAAUGACAGCGAAAUCGAGACGCAGCACUUCAGGGACCACGACCUUUACUCAGACAAGUCGGACCGGGAGAACGAGCAGGACCACGAGGAGUCGGACAACGAUGGGCUGGAGAAGAGCGAGGAGAGCGACACAGACACCUCGGAGCGGCAGGACGACUCUUACCUGGAACCUGAGCCCAUCGAGGUUCUGCGCGAGACCACCUACCUGGAGCAGUCUCGCGAGGAGCUGGGGGAGGCUGGGGAGGCCUCUCAGACAGAGACAGUGUCCGAGGAGAACAAGAGCCUGAUCUGGACGUUACUGAAGCAGGUGCGUCCAGGGAUGGACCUCUCCAAGGUGGUGCUGCCUACGUUCAUCCUGGAGCCUCGCUCCUUCCUGGACAAGCUCUCGGAUUACUACUAUCACGCCGACUUCCUCUCCGAGGCUGCUGUUGAAGAAAAUGCCUACAAUCGACUGAAGAAGGUUGUGAAAUGGUACUUGUCUGGAUUUUACAAAAAGCCACAGGGACUGAAGAAACCUUACAAUCCAAUUCUUGGUGAAACAUUCAGAUGUUUGUGGAUUCAUCCCCAGACAAGCAGCAAGACAUUUUACAUUUCUGAACAGGUGUCCCAUCAUCCGCCAGUGUCUGCCUUCUAUGUAAGUAAUAGAAAAGAUGGGUUUUGCCUCAGUGGUAGCAUCCUGGCCAAAUCAAAGUUUUACGGUAACUCAUUAUCUGCCAUACUGGACGGAGAAGCCAGACUAACUUUCCUGAACAGGGGAGAGGAUUAUGUGAUGAAUAUGCCGUAUGCUCAUUGCAAAGGAAUUCUUUAUGGUACAUUGACUCUGGAGCUUGGAGGGCAGAUAAACAUCAUGUGUGAGAAAACGGGAUACAGCGCUUUGCUUGAAUUCAAACUGAAGCCGUUUCUAGGCAACAACGACAGUGUUAACCAAAUAUCUGGAAAAAUCAAACUUGGCAAGGAAGUACUGGCUACUUUGGAGGGCCACUGGGACAGUGAGGUCAUCAUCCACGAUAAGAAGACCGGAAUCUCCGACACGUUCUGGAAUCCCACUCCUGAGCUGAGGCAGAGCCGGCUGAUGAGGUGCACCGUGGUGACCGAGGAGCAAGAGGACUGGGAAUCGGAAAAACUGUGGCAGCACGUUACCCAAGCCAUCCAUAACAAAGACCAGAUGGAAGCCACCAACGAGAAGUACAUCCUGGAGGAAGCGCAGAGGAAGGCGACCCGGGAGAGGAAAGCCAAGUGCGAGGAGUGGAAAUGCAGGCUGUUUGAGCAGGACCCCAUCACGGGAGAGUGGCAGUAUAGAUAUGCAGAUACCAGACCUUGGGAUCCUCUGAAUGAUAUGGUACAGUUUGAGAAAGAGGGUUGGAUCCAGACUAAAGUCAGGCACCGCACACCUAUGGUACGUUCUGGGAGUGUAAUUAGUCUCAGUAACCAGGGGGCAAGGCGGGACAAUUGCAAAUGUCAGGUCACUGUUCCUAAAAGAAAGCGCAAGCAAACUGAUCAGCCAGGAAGUGUGGAGAGUGGAUGCUCCUCCCCCGAACCUGAUCAACGUGACUCUUCGGGCAGUGAAAGACACAAAAUAAAGCACAGCUCAAGGUUAAGGAAAAAAGGUGCCGACCUCAAUGAACUUCAAAGUGCCAUUGACUCUAUUAAACAUACCCAAGAGGAAAUUAAUAGAAGCAUCACUGCUCUCCGAAGUCGUGCCCUGGCGGGCCAGCCUCCACCAGAGAGCAAUUUCCUGCAGCAGAGGGAUUACGUCAUCAUCUUCCUCCUCAUCUUCAUCCAGAUCUUUAUAAACUUCCUGUUCAAGUAGCCAGGCUGCUCCAAACCAGGGCUGGAGAGCGAGGAGCAGAUGCUGGAGGAGAUGUGGGGAGAACUAGUGCUGUCCUUUCCCCUAACAGCUCCUGAAUGAAGCCAAGAAUUCUAUAAAUUAGUACAGGGAACCAAAAUGGGGGGGAAAAAACUAUUGGGUUGAGAUUUUAUAAUUCCUUACAAUUUUAAAAAUAUAUAUUAUUUAUAGGUCAUGUACAAUUUGCUGUCAAGACAGGCAAAUACAAUAAUGAUUGUGGAUCCUUUAGUUUAUUACUGACAUAUCUCUAAGAUCCUGUGUGGUGGAAAAUGAAUUAAAAGUACACCACUUGGCCACUUACAGAUUGUUGAGUAAAACAUGUAAGAAACAAAGUCAAAUGGACAAACAUUUCAGCUAACGCCUUCAUUACAGAAACACAGCGUUCUGGAUGUCACCAGAUUCCAGUGUACUAGGACUGAACAGUGCUGCAGGAAGCUGGCAAAGAACAAGGGCAACAUUUUGUAUGUAGCAUAAUGCCAACUCGCCCCAUAAAUGUUCUUUAGGAAUGAUAAUGGCAGUGUCAAUACAUACCAAAUAUGAAGUCACAUAACUAAUGUGUUGGGUCUUGAUAAAGUGGCUUCAAUACACAGCAGAACCUCAGAGUUAGGAUCCCCACAGUUACAAACUGACCAGUCAACCAAGUCAACUACUUGAGAUCAGACACAUGAAGAUCAGACAGUUAAACACAGGUCUCCUGGUUUACUUUUUUUCUGUUAUUGUUCCUCAAAUUAAAUCUGUAGGCCUUGCACAUAUAUUAAAUCAUUGGAAAUGAUACAUGUUUCAGAGUUACAGACAUUUCAGACUCCUAAGCAACCUCUAUUUCUGAUGUGUUUGGAACUCUGGGGUUCUACUGUAGGACCAUUUACAGCAGUGCAAUAAGGAACUUCUGAGAGAUAAGCAUAUGCAUUUGUAAACCACUUGGUUAUUAGCUCGCCAGAGCUGCAUAUUUUCCCUAACAUGUAUUUUGAAUGUCAAAGUAAUCCUUUUGGGAUCAAUUUGGUAUACCGUUUAAAAACAAAAAGGAAAGCAAUCUGAAAAGAAUGCUUUUUGAAUCAGUUAUUGGGUAAUACUGGGUUUCUGAAACAUAGAUGCUAUAGAAAUGUAAAUGUAUGGAAAUGCAGGCCUGCAAGCACUCCUUGCAUUGUACACCGCUCAUAACUUAUAGACGCAUAAACAAAACAAAAUAGUGCAAGCUCGUAGAAAAUGCCAAAUACCACGUGUAGAAGAUAGAUAUGGAGCGCUGGUACAGUGAAUGUAAAUGCACUGUAUUACUGUGCGUAAACUUUUUAACAAAAAAAUAUUUCUAUUGGUCCGUAAACACAUCUCUUGGAGCACCGAAUCGUUGAAGAUCACCUUAUUGCUCAUUGCUUUUGUUAUUUUGAAGUUGUCUGCAUAUCAGUUCUCGUCGCUGAAAGUGAGAAUUCAGAAUUCUGUAAUGAACUAUUGCUAAUCAGUGCCUUUUAGGAUGGAUCUGACUGGGAGAGGGGGGAAUACAUUCUGUCAUGUGGUUGUGCCAUAAAAAGCCUUUGAGAAGUCUGUGAACACAACUGUGGCUGUGCGUUUCUGUUUAACCUGCAGAAUUUCUCAUCAUUUAUUCCUGCCAUUGCAGCCUAAUUUUCUACGUUUAUUAGUUUACUGUCAUUGUUAACUGAAAAGGCACCUUCAAAAAGAGGCAAUUGUCUGUUUUAUUUCCAUAAUAUAUGUUUUGUUAUAUAAUAUUGGUUUUGUAACUGUCUGUUUUCCACACAAGUCGUUUUAUAGAAUAUCAUUUGAAACCAUCAGUAUUUUUUUUUCAAAAAUAGAGAUUCUGUUUAACAAAAGUGGGACCCGUCAAUGUAUGUAAAUGUCAAGCCUGUGUAUGUCCGUACAUGACUAUUUAUUUGUGAAACACUUCUUGUAAGCUUUUAUCAUCUACAGUAUCAUAUCUUAACAUAUCACCAAAAUAAAUCUUUUCAUUGG
Molecule: messenger RNA, 5208 nt
Organism: Acipenser ruthenus (sterlet)
Lineage: Eukaryota; Metazoa; Chordata; Actinopteri; Acipenseriformes; Acipenseridae
Product: oxysterol-binding protein-related protein 8-like
Exons: 24
Coding region: 463-3213 (916 amino acids)
Cellular component (GO): intracellular membrane-bounded organelle; cytosol; membrane
Molecular function (GO): cholesterol binding
Source: RefSeq, a predicted model, not a curated record